AUGAAAAGCGGAAAAGAAUUAUUUAUAGAAACCAGAGAUAAGCUUAUACAAGCUAGGCUAAUUUUAGAGAGCUCAAUAGAAACUCCUACUAUAAAAUAUCUAUCAGAAGGUGAAGAAAAAGUAUACGAUUUAAGUACUUAUAUAGAAGAUUACUUUACUUUGUUGCAUAACGUUCCGACUUAUGUAAGCGAUGAUUCUUAUGUGCUAAAGUAUGUACCGAACAUUAAAGAACUUAUUACUAAUCUUCGCGAGAGUUUUAAAUCACCAGAAAACUCUAGUGCAAUUGAUAUUGAGCAUAAUGUAGAAGUGCAAAUGCUUUCUAAAAUAUUUUCUGAAGAAUGAGCUAAUAAACGUUUAAUAAAGUAUAUAUAUUACCAAGCUUUUACAGAAUGGCUGAAAGAGAUUGGAUUUAACUAUUUUAAAUAUCUAGUCCCUUGACUUCCUAAUGAAGACAGGGUACUUCAUGACGCCAGAAUCAUAGGAAUUGCAAUUUACGAAGCUUUAAAUCAAGAAGCACAGCAUGAAGAAACUCCUAUUCUUGGAGAUGACAUAAUACAAGAAGACAUGAUAUAG
Molecule: messenger RNA, 573 nt
Organism: Blepharisma stoltei
Lineage: Eukaryota; Ciliophora; Heterotrichea; Heterotrichida; Blepharismidae
Source: the annotation of a GenBank genome assembly